Molecule: messenger RNA, 2205 nt
Organism: Danaus chrysippus (African queen)
Lineage: Eukaryota; Metazoa; Arthropoda; Insecta; Lepidoptera; Nymphalidae
Source: the annotation of a GenBank genome assembly
AUGGCUGCGUCGCCGGAACAGGGACGGGAAGCGGAAGCAGCCCGAUGGUGGCGCCCCCGAGUGGUGUGUGGCGAGCGCGUAAAGGAAAAUACUUUAAAUAGUAAGAAGUCGCCAGUGUGUGGCAUCUUCGGUGAGCUCUCGUGCUCACAGGGUCUACUUCUGACAAGCAUGUGGUUCUGGAAGCUAUUACUCCUUUGGUCGGUCGCGGCCUUCGUCUCGGCCGAGGAAGCCGAUGACCGCAGCGCCUUCGCCGAGGCGAGCGCCUUCGCGGAGGCGAACGCUGGAGGAUUCGGUUUAGGAAGUCCGAUCACACCGCCCAUGCCACCCAUACCACCAAUGCCACCACUACCGCUACCAAUACCACCACCGAACCCGGAACCAAUAUGUCCACCACCGGUAGUGAUUCCUGGACCACCACGGCCAUACCCAGUGCCAGUGCCCGUUCCUGGCCCGCGGGUCAUGGUGCCUGUCCCCGUCCCGGUCCCAUCACCUCCAGAAAAGAUCUACGUGAGAGGUCCCUCGGUACCGGUUCCCGUACCGGUCGAUAAGCCUUACCCGGUUCCUUACCCCGUCAAUCGACCAUACCCAGUCCCGACCCCGCCGCAAAUAAUAAAAGUCCCGUUACCGGUACCCGAACCUGUUCCAGUCCCAGGACCGACCAGAAAUGUACCGGUUCCUGUUCCCGUGCCAUCACCGCCAGUACCUGUGCCAGUCCCCGUACCGGUUCCCGGACCAGCUAGGAACAUCCCAGUCCCAAUUCCUAUGCCGUCUCCACCAAUGCCAGUACCUUAUCCAGUCAACAGGUACAUUCCCGUCCCUGGCCCAGACAGAUUAGUACCAGUCCCAGUACCUAUCACGCCUCCCAUAUGUAGAGGAAGACUCCCACUUACACCAUUCAGCUUAGCUGGUGAUAGCUGCCGUAUACAUACUUGCAAAAUCAGAUACAAUUAUGUAUACAUCGAGUCCCAAAUCAUACCCGGCUGCGGUGGUGGUUGGGGAAUAACAUCAAGCGCACAAGCUUCUGCAGAAGCAGACGCAUAUAGCGGUGGUGGUUGGGGAGGUAGUUCAGCGGAAGCCAUUGCCAAUGCCAACGCAGGCGGAUAUGGAGGUUGGGGUGGCAGUUCAGCUGACGCAAGUGCCAUAGCCAAUGCUAAUGGAGGAGGUUGGGGAGGAAUAGGAGGCAGUUCAGCUGACGCUAGCGCUAUAGCAAAUGCAAAUAGCGGAGGCUGGGGAGGAUAUGGAGGCGGAAGCAUAGCUGAUGCUAGUGCUUUGGCAAAUGCAAACAGUGGCGGUUGGGGUGGAUACGGAGGCGGAAGCAUCGCUGACGCCAGUGCUUUGGCAAAUGCAAAUAGCGGCGGCUGGGGAGGCUAUGGAGGAGGAAGCAUCGCUGACGCCAGUGCUUUGGCUAAUGCAAAUAGUGGAGGUUGGGGUGGAUACGGAGGCGGUAGCAUAGCUGACGCUAGUGCUUUAGCAAAUGCAAAUAGCGGAGGUUGGGGUGGAUACGGAGGCGGAAGCAUCGCUGACGCCAGUGCUUUGGCUAAUGCAAAUAGCGGCGGCUGGGGAGGAAUCGGAGGUGGAAGCAUAGCUGACGCUAGUGCUUUGGCUAAUGCAAAUAGCGGAGGUUGGGGUGGAUACGGAGGUGGAAGCAUCGCUGACGCCAGUGCUUUGGCUAACGCAAAUAGCGGCGGCUGGGGAGGAUACGGAGGUGGAAGCAUAGCUGACGCUAGUGCUUUGGCUAAUGCAAAUAGCGGAGGUUGGGGAGGUUAUGGAGGCGGAAGCAUCGCUGACGCCAGUGCUUUGGCAAAUGCAAAUAGCGGCGGCUGGGGAGGCUAUGGAGGUGGAAGCAUAGCUGACGCUAGUGCUUUGGCUAAUGCUAAUAGCGGAGGUUGGGGAGGUUAUGGAGGCGGAAGUAUCGCUGACGCCAGUGCUUUGGCAAAUGCAAAUAGUGGAGGAUGGGGAGGAUACGGCGGAAGCUCAGCUGACGCUAGCGCAAUAGCUAAUGCCAAUAGUGGAGGUUGGGGAGGAUACGGAGGCAGCUCAGCUGACGCCAGCGCAAUAGCAAAUGCAAACAGCGGAGGUUGGGGAGGAUAUGGGGGAAGCUCAGCUGACGCUAGCGCAAUAGCAAAUGCAAACAGCGGAGGCUGGGGAGGACUCAUCUCACCACUUUACCUCAAAGCCGGUGAAGAAGAAGCACAAGACAAAUAA